Molecule: messenger RNA, 1498 nt
Organism: Ananas comosus (pineapple)
Lineage: Eukaryota; Viridiplantae; Streptophyta; Magnoliopsida; Poales; Bromeliaceae
Exons: 4
Coding region: 235-1200 (321 amino acids)
Cellular component (GO): chloroplast envelope
Source: RefSeq, a predicted model, not a curated record
UCACCUUCGACUCUGCUCACCUCACGCUCGCAUCGUCCCAAAUCUCUCCGAUUUCUCCUUCUUCCUCCUCCCCCUCAUCUCCGCUCUUGUUACCUCCGCCAUUUUUUUCUCCUCCUCUCCCGCUCCCAUCAAUCCACAAAAUAAGAAACCCUAGCUCGAGCUCCGAUCCAAUCCGAUGCCCCCUUAACCCCCUCAAAAUUUCGAGGAGGAGGAGGAGGAGGAGGAGGAGAAGCGAUGUCCCCCGCCACCGCCGCUGCUUCCCCUCGCAACCUACGACCCCUUCCUCGCCCUCGUCGAUUCUACUCACUCCCCGUUCCUCGGUCUCGCCUAAAAACCCCUCCUUUCUCCAAUCGCUCUUUAUCCCCACCGCUUUACUCACAGUUCACGACUCUUGAGCCCAAAAGGAGUAGAUUCGCCUCUUCGGUAAAGAACCCAUCUCGGUGGCCGAUCGCCGUCCACUUAUCCGGUGAGGAUGUCAGUGGGAGUCGGGAGAAGGAUCUACCGGUCCAGCCGAGCUUCGACUCCGUGCUUUCGGCGGUCGAAGUUCUCUGCAUCGUGCCGCCCGCCAUCUAUUCGAUCGGGUGCCUCAUCGGGUCGGUGCUGCCGCCUGCGGCGGCCAAACAGUUCCAGGCGUCGGCAGGGAAUAAGCUUUUUGUGUGGCAGUAUUUUCUCUUGGUCGGUGCGGUGGCGAUCGGGUGUUUGAUUCGGUGGCGGCAGUGGCGACGGCUGUAUAGGGUGAAUGGGAGGGGUGUGAGUGUUGAUCUGAUCGGGAGGAUCGAGACGGUGGAGGAGGAUCUGCGGAGCUCCACGACCAUCAUCCGCGUGCUCUCGCGGCAGCUUGAGAAGCUUGGGAUUAGGUUUAGGGUUACUAGGAAGGCCUUGAAGGAGCCGAUUGCGGAGACAGCAGCUUUGGCACAAAAGAAUUCUGAGGCUACUCGAGCACUAGCGAUACAAGAGGACAUUCUCGAAAAGGAGCUCGGUGAAAUUCAGAAGGUUCUGUUGGCUAUGCAGGAACAACAGCAAAAGCAGCUCGAGCUGAUCCUCGCUAUCGGCAAGGCAGGAAAGCUAUUAGAUGGUAAGCGAGAGUCUGCAUUAGAAGAGGGCAACACCGCGGCUGCUACUCGCAUUCCAGAGAAAAGGGAGACGGAAGAGCUCAAGGUGCAGUCUAAACUAGUUGCUGGAGGGAAUGACAAACCCUAGAUUUUCAAUUCUCUUCGAAUAACUUCUCGGCACGGCCCCUGGAGGUCACAAUUUUUCAUGUAAGUUUGGAUUAAUUGUAUAAUUAGGGUCGCGGUUAAGAAAUACAAAUAUGGGUAAUACGCGCCUGCAAUAUUAAAUAGUUAAUGGCUGUAUAUGAUAUGAUAUGAUAUGAAUGUGUUGAGAAAUCAUUGGGUUGGAGCUCUAAGAUUAGUUGUGUCAGCAAUCCGAUGAGCGCGGGAUUUGGGAAUAAAUUCAAAAUCAGACUUCCUAUUGUAAAAACAUGGUGAUUAUUUUUUUA